AUGGGGUUCGAUACAAGAUGGAGGGCAUGGGUUGCAAAGUGUAUUAGGUCAGCAUCUAUUUCCAUAAUGGUUAAUGGGUCACCAUCAAAACCUUUCAAGAUGGAAAGGGGGUUGCGGCAAGAGGAGGAAACAGUGAGAAAUUACAAGAGGCUCUUGAGGUGUUUUGAAGUAAUGUCUGGACUAAGCAUUAACUUUGAAAAGUCUAGCUUGAUACCGGUGAAUUGCAGUGAGGAGUGGGUGGAGCGGAUGUGCAGGGUACUAGGGUGCCAGACAGCAUCUCUUCCGGUGAAGUAUUUGGGCAUUAAUCUAGGGGUUAAUCCACGGCUGGUAAAAACUUGGAAGCCAGUAAUAGACAAGGUAGAGGAUAAGCUUAGUUUAUGGAAAGCAAAGGUUCUCAGUAAAGCAGGAAAGCUAGUUCUCAUUAAGUCUGUUCUUAAUAGCCUACCUGUGUACUAUCUGAGCUUGUAUAAAAUGCCCACUACGGUGGCGAAAAAAUUAAUUUCAUUACAACGGAGAUUCUUUUGGGGGAAGGACGAUGGAAAAGCUGGGCUGGCUCUUGUAAAGUGGGAGUUGAUACAGGCACCGAAGAAACUAGGAAGACUAGGUGUGGGUGAUGCCAUGAUUUGCAAUACCGCCUUGUUGUUUAAGUGGUGGUGGAGAUUUUCUAAGGAAGACUGCCCAUUAUGGAAGAAGAUUGUGUGUUCGUGCAAUAACCUAAAUCCGGGCCAGUUGUUAUCGACUCAAGCAUUACCAGCAAAAGGAGGCCCAUGGAAAGAUAUCUGUAACCUGCAAAUAAAAGAGCAAACAGUUAGACAGAAGAUGAUCGAUGGACUUGCUAUUGAAGUAGGCGAUGGUAGAGCAACCAGAUUUUGGGAGGAUACAUGGUUACAAUCGGGGAAGUUGAAAGAUUCCUUUUCGAGACUCUUCUUAGUUUCAAAUAACAAAGGAUAUGUCUUGCAGGAACAUACAUUGAAGGAUGAUAUCAGUAGAUACAAGUACACAAAUGGAAUCUGGAAGGGGCUAGUACCCCCUGGAGUGAAAUUUUUUACUUGGUUUGUGCUAGUAGGUCGAGUUAAUACUAAGGAUCGUUUGAAUAGACUCGGCAUUAUUGAUCGGAAUGAUAAUAUUUGUGUGAUGUGUAACAAAGACCUUGAAUCUGUGCAACAUUUAUUUGUUACGUGUGAGUAUGAUUGGCAGAAUAAGGUAACGGAUGUGGUGGAAUGCAUUGCUAGAACGAUGGAGGUCUGGGCGGUGAGGGCAAAGCUACAUCACCGGCGCCCCUAG
Messenger RNA from Arachis ipaensis, 1284 nucleotides. The record is from RefSeq and is a predicted model, not a curated record. NCBI's taxonomy places the organism in Eukaryota, Viridiplantae, Streptophyta, Magnoliopsida, Fabales, Fabaceae.